AGUAUAGGAACAAGGAUUAAUUUGUGAUUGAAUUUAUUGUGAAGUGAACUGCAAGAGUUGUCUUAACCUUGAUAUUUUUUUGUGUAGACAAGUGUUAAUAAGUUAGAUUAUGUUAGUUUUCGAAAUCGAAUCCAAUACCUCCAGCUUAAAACUCUUUCAAACGUCAGUUAACAUUGAUAUAUAUAGACACAAUCACACAAAAUAUCUUACCAACUGGACCCUUAUAAAUUUUAAUAUACAACUUUUUUAGGCUACACUUCAUUAUUGCAAAACCCUCUUGGAAAAUAUUUUUCAUACUUUUUAGGUUCUGCUAGCUUUGCAUUUUCACACCAGUUAAACAGCAAUGAAUGAUGAAAUGCUUAUUGGAUGGCCACUUGGGCUUAGCUUCUUGAAUAUGAGACUUAGAGUUGCGGAAUCCCUCCCAGCAGCUUCAUCAGUGGAACCAUAUCAAUUGCACAUGCCAAUGCCAUGCACUAGUUUCUCAUCAUUUUCAACCUCUAACCUUGAUACUGAGUCCACAGCAUCAUUCUUCCAAGACAACAGUGUAUCCCUUGCACAGCUAAUUGGAUUUAGAACAGGACGUGACAGAGGACGCUUGUACUUCCCAACACCAUUAAGGUUUGAAGAAAGGAACAGGAAAUUAGAAAAAGGUUCUUGUUCUCAUGGUUCCAAAGUACAACAAGGAAGAGACAUUUCUAGAGCCAUUUGCAUACCCUUAGUACUUGAUACACUAUUAAAGUUUACAAAGAGUAAGAAAAGUUCAAGGAACUAGGAUAUAUGAUUAAUGAGUACAUAUUGUACUGUCACAAAAUCAAAUGUAUAAUUCUUGAACAUACACAAAAGAGAUAUUUUUUUUAAUAAAAAUUUGAUUUUAUCUUUUGUUAGUGUUUAAAAAAGUCUCUUUUAUGUAUGUAUUUACUAUACAUUUGGUCUUUGUGACCAUACAAGAAUAACUCAUCUUUAAUAUGUUUUGAAAUUAAGAAUUCAUAAUUAUGUUGUUGCUAUUUCUACUUAUUUCAACUAGUUUUUGGCGCAUUA
Molecule: messenger RNA, 1038 nt
Organism: Cicer arietinum (chickpea)
Lineage: Eukaryota; Viridiplantae; Streptophyta; Magnoliopsida; Fabales; Fabaceae
Source: RefSeq, a predicted model, not a curated record